AUGUUGGAAGGUAGCGAACGAACAAGAAUACUUUUGUUGCUGGCAUGCUUAAAUAUCGUGAAUAAAAUUGUAAACGGACAAGAAUCAACAUUCAACAGUUUGAGAGAAAUAAUAAAAGGAAAACAAAAACAAAAAAGUGAGUCUCAGCACAAAUCGUUCACGUCAGGUGAACAGGUUGUGGCGAUAGCAAAGGCAACAAUUCAAGGGAAUAAGAGAGAGAUAGUCGCGCGAUCGAAUACCGUAUGGUCGGCCGUCGACGACAACGAUACCAAAAUUGAUUUGCUUCUUGUUUCGAGUGAAGUAAAUGUCUAUACGGAGCUUGCAAGACUAAAGUCGUAUCGUAAGUACAUGCAUAGCAUAGCAAAAGCAAGCAAUAAACAUACAAUGACUGUUGGCAGAUCAUCGAUCGGAUUGGAAUGGAUUGAAGGAAAACGAGUGCAGAUUUAUUGGUCUUGGAGAUUUACUCGAGAAUGCUUAACAGUAACGACAACAGCAGCAGCAGCAACAGCAGCUUAA
This is a messenger RNA of Clunio marinus, 516 nucleotides long. NCBI's taxonomy places the organism in Eukaryota, Metazoa, Arthropoda, Insecta, Diptera, Chironomidae. The record is from the annotation of a GenBank genome assembly.